Drosophila mojavensis is the source of this 2147-nucleotide messenger RNA. RefSeq names its product protein eiger (gene egr). Gene Ontology annotation, cellular component: membrane. Bases 563 to 1849 code for a protein of 428 amino acids. Gene Ontology annotation, biological process: immune response. The record is from RefSeq and is a predicted model, not a curated record. NCBI's taxonomy places the organism in Eukaryota, Metazoa, Arthropoda, Insecta, Diptera, Drosophilidae. Gene Ontology annotation, molecular function: tumor necrosis factor receptor binding; receptor ligand activity. The transcript is spliced from 7 exons.
AGUUCAACGCAAGUUGCAGCCGCUAACAGACGUAUUUAGAGCGCGUGCGUGCCAGCAGCACAAAGAGUAUAAAUCUUGUACUUGGUUCUUUUUUUUCCCGUUUGUUGCUUUUGGCCAUUGCCAGUGGAACACGCGCAGGGUUCUAGCUAAAUAUAAAACAAGAUAUUUUAUCGAACUACUGAUAAAACGUCGUUGUAAAAAUACAAGAAUUUUCGAUACAAGAUCUAGUGCAAAAACAAAUAAAACUCGUUUCGUUUAGUUCGCAAGUGCGGCCCAUUAAAAACGUAAAUAUAUAAAAUAAAAAGUGUAAAAAUAAAAGCAAACUUUAAAGCAAAAAAUCUGCAAGGGCUAAGUGCAAGUGCAAAAGUUGUUAUUGUUGUUGUCGAUCUUGUUUGUUGUGCUCGAAAGACAGACAGCAAGAGAGUGGGCGAGAGAGAGAGAGUAAGAGAGCUGUAAGUGCACUUGACAGUUGGUGCUGCAGUUGACAGUAGCUGACAACAUUCCAGCUAGAAAGAGUCUCUAACGAGAGGGAGCGAGAGAGGGAGAGAGAACAAUUACAAUUAUGACAGCUGAAACACUUAAACCGUUUAUAACACCAACGAGUGCCGUUAAUACUUUUCCGGCCAAGCAAUCAAACGGAACGCACUCGACAAGGAAGCAUAUACCAAUUGUCUUAGGCAUUGUCGCACUCGUUCUCAUCGCUCUUAUCUUUACUUAUACGAUCUGGCAAACGAAACGCGUGCAACAGCUUGAAGAUGAUCUGGGCGCUUUGAGGCGGGAUGUGAGUAGCUUGCGGCAAAGACUGGGCAUUGAUGUUGUGGAGGAGUAUAUGGAAUUCGAAAAGGAGCACGGCGAACUCGAGAACUACGGCUCCUACGAUGACAAUGUUGAUGAUGAUGAUGCUGGGGUGGAGGAUGGUGCGGACAGAUCGAACAGUUACGAGGACGAGGAUGAUGAGGACUUGGGCAACGAGCAAACGGACAUGGAGGAGUACUUGGAUAUGAUUAAUCAGGAAAAGAGUGCGACUCAAGCCCUCUCACCGGACAACAGCAGCGAUAAGUCGGACACAGCGGCAUCCACCGCCACCUCCAGCUCCAGCUCAUCGGCAUCCAAUGAUGAUAAUGUGUUUGAGGACUUCACUAGCUAUAACGAUUCCAAAAAGAAGAGGGAACGAAAAACUCGCUCCAUUGCCGAGAUGCGCAAUGAGCUGCCGAGCAACGAAUUAGCAGAAAUUGCGAAGAACCAAAGCCGAAGUGCUGAGCAGACAAAGGAAAGCACUGUUACUCCCAAUAGCAACACUAAGCAGCAUCUGCACAAACAGCGACCACGCACACGUGAGGGCCGUCAACGACUUUUAGUACGCAAAGGCGAAUCUCCUGUUUCAGCGAAAUCCGCAGAUUUCCCUGCCGCAAGCCGAGCAGCUGCACAUUUCCACUUGAAUCGCAAAGUGCCGCAACACGAGUCCCCCAUUCAGGUGCACUCUUAUCACGGUGAUAUGUAUAUGGGGCAUCCCACGGCCAGCAGCGACAAUCAGUGGCAGCAGCACUUCAGUGUUCACAAUGGCAUCCUGACAGUCCAUCAGGCGGGUCUCUACUACGUCUAUGCCCAGAUUUGCUACAAUAAUACGCACGAUCAGAAUGGCUUUAUUAUCUUCCAUGAAAAUAAGGCAUUCUUGCAAUGCCUCAAUACGGUGCCCACGAACAUGCCCAAGGUGCACACCUGCCACACAGGUGGGCUAAUUCAGUUGCAGCAGCACGAGUCAAUACAUGUGCGCGACAUCCAUCGGGAUCGGAAUGUAAUGCUCCGGGAUAGCAACAAUCGCAGCUUCUUCGGCAUCAUUAAGCUCUAAGCGAAUAUUCUCUGCACCGAACUUAAGCUUUAGUAGUUGCGACUACUCAGUUAUACGAAUACGUAUAUACAGCUGAGUAGAUGAACUAGCCUAGAAUUUAUUUACACUAAACAUAUAUCGCUCUAUAUACACACACACACAUUUAUAUAAACAUAUAUAUAAAUAUAUAUUUAUAUACCUAUCUAUUCAUAAACUUAACAUGCAUAUAAUAUCAUAUUUAUUUUGUAUAUACAUCUAUAUAUUUCUAAUUGAUACAGAAAUGAAAUUGCCAUAAUAAAAAGAGUUUAAUAAAAUUAUA